AUGGGAAACAUUCUGUCAUCCUGUGCCAGAGACCAGGCCAAGAGUCGGGGCUCCGACAACACCACCCCUCCUCCCCCUUCGUGGAAAGCCCUGACUCCCUCGACUCCUGCAACCAGUCAAUCUCUUCCCCGUCCCCUCAGCAACGAGAAGAAGCCCCUGGAGGAAACCCUCGCUGACAUUCCCAUUCCCAUUCCCGAUCGAUACCAUUCUGAACCGCACGCAGUCCGCAUCAUCCAUGUCGGGGCGGGUGCGGCCGGCCUGUUUGCAGCCUACAAGGCCGAGCGAAUGCUGACCAACUACGAACUGGUCUGCUAUGAGAAGAACGCCACCAUCGGGGGGACCUGGCUGGAGAAUCGCUAUCCAGGCUGCGCCUGUGACGUUCCCUCCCACAUUUACAACUACUCCUUCGACCCCAAUCCGAACUGGUCUUCCUUCUUCUCCCCCAGCGAGGAGAUCCAGGCGUACUUUGUUCGCUUUUACGAGAAGCACCAGUUGCAGAAAUAUAUGCGCUUCAAUACUACCGUGCGCGGCAUCGUCUGGCACGAUGCCAAAGGACAAUGGGAGGUCGAAUUAGAGCGCAAGGAUGGCUCGCGAUUCACCGAUUGGUGCCAUGUUCUAAUCAACGGAAGUGGUGUUGUCAACAAAUGGAAAUACCCCGAUAUUCCCAACCUCGAGCAAUACCGCGGCACCCUCGUACACACAGCCAACUGGGACCCAGACAUUCAAUGGAAAGGCAAAUCCGUCGCGGUGAUUGGCUCCGGGGCCAGCGCCGUGCAAGUUCUACCCCAGCUAGUCGAUGACGCAGCCUCACUGGUAUGCUUCGCGCGUAACCCAACCUGGAUCAUCCCCAACGUGCUCAACGUCGACCCCGUGCAUCCCGCCGGCAUGCCCGCCGCUGCCUACGGCAAACAUCACUACGUGGCCGAGGAACUGCAGCUCUUCCGCGACAACCCGCAGGCACUGCUCGCCUACCGCAAGCAGCUUGAAAGCUCCAUCAUUCACCUAUUUCCGGGGUUUCUGCGCGGUAGUCCGCUGAAUGAGAUGCUCAAGCAGCAGAUGCGUCAAGUUGUUGAGGCGCAGCUCGGGGGCGAGGGUAAUCGGGGCCUCCGGGAUGCGUUUCUCCCUACCUGGUCCCCAGGAUGUCGGCGCAUUACCCCAUCUGACACGUUUUUACAAUGUUUCCAAAAACCCCACGUGACCCUCGACCGUAACCACCUCGCCAGCUUCACUGAACAAGGUCUCCGAACAGCAAACGGCACCGAGUACAAGUUCGACAUAAUUGUCUGUGCCACGGGAUUCGACAUUCAAUUCACGCCCCAUUUCCCCGUCAUCGGCCGCAACAACACCCCCAUGCAACACGAAUGGCGCGAAACCCCCAACCUGUACCUCAGCAUCACGGGCCCCAAAUUCCCCAAUUACUUUGUGAUCAACGGACCCCGCGGGAACUGGAACCAAGGAAGUACCUUACCAUCUCACGAAACCCAAAUCAGCUACGCCCUGCAAUGCGUGCAUAAAAUCCAAACCGAGCAUCUCCAUUCCCUCGAGGUGCGCCAACACCCCACCACCGCUCUCAACCGAUGGAUUGAUGCCUGGCAUGCCCAGAAAUCCAUCUGGGCGGAACCCUGUCGGUCAUGGUAUAAACGGAAUACGGCGGAUGGGAGAGUCUAUGUGUGGUGUGGGAGCAUGCCGCAUUUGUUGAAGUCGUUGAAGAGGCCGCGGUGGGAGGAUUAUCGGAUUAGGUAUUGGGAGGAGGAGGAGGAGGAGGAAACGGGGCAGGGGAAGGAAGGGAAUAUGUGGGCGUUUUUGGGCAAUGGGACGACGGUCUUGGAGGAGGGGUUUCGGAGGGGGUUGGAGGUGGAUGUGGCGCCGUAUAUUAGGGCUGAGGAUUCGGAGUGGGAUGUUGAGAUGUUGUUACCGCCGGUGGUGGAGGAGGUGGAGGGCGGGUCUGGGUAG
Messenger RNA from Aspergillus sclerotioniger CBS 115572, 1953 nucleotides. Its product is annotated as flavin-containing monooxygenase. Gene Ontology annotation, molecular function: flavin adenine dinucleotide binding; N,N-dimethylaniline monooxygenase activity; NADP binding. Lineage: Eukaryota; Fungi; Ascomycota; Eurotiomycetes; Eurotiales; Aspergillaceae. The coding region runs from base 1 to 1953 and encodes 650 amino acids. The record is from RefSeq and is a predicted model, not a curated record. The transcript is spliced from 8 exons.